Messenger RNA from Eutrema salsugineum, 728 nucleotides. Its product is annotated as abscisic acid receptor PYL8. The coding region runs from base 4 to 543 and encodes 179 amino acids. The transcript is spliced from 3 exons. Gene Ontology annotation, cellular component: nucleus; cytoplasm. Gene Ontology annotation, biological process: abscisic acid-activated signaling pathway. The record is from RefSeq and is a predicted model, not a curated record. Lineage: Eukaryota; Viridiplantae; Streptophyta; Magnoliopsida; Brassicales; Brassicaceae. Gene Ontology annotation, molecular function: signaling receptor activity; protein phosphatase inhibitor activity; abscisic acid binding.
ACGAUGAACGCUGUCGAGACGGAGAAAGAGUGCAUAACAAGGCACCAUAGGCACGAGGUUGGGGAGAAUCAGUGUAGCUCGAGGCUCGUGAAGCACAUCAAAGCUCCUCUUAAUCUUGUGUGGGAGCUUGUGAGGAGAUUCGAUGAACCACAAAAAUACAAGCCAUUUAUAAGUAGGUGUGUGGUAAAAGAGGAGCUGGAGAUUGGUACUGUAAGAGAAGUUGAUGUGAAAUCUGGACUACCAGCUACUAAAAGCACAGAGAAGUUAGAGUUUAUCGACGACGAUCAACAUAUACUCUGUAUCAAAAUCGUCGGUGGCGAUCACAGACUCAAGAACUAUUCCUCCGUCAUUUCGUUGCACCCGGAGACUAUAGAAGGAAGAACAGGGACAUUGGUCACCGAGUCGUUCGUGGUGGAUGUGCCUGAAGGUAACACAAAGGAGGAGACUUGCUUAUUCGUGGAGUCUCUGAUUCAAUGCAAUCUCAACUCUUUAGCAGAUGUUUCCGAGCGACUAGGAGCAGAUUCUGUGUCGGAGAGAGUAUGAUUCUCUUACAAGGAAACUUUUCAAAAGGGUAGGAGAGAUGAACAUUUUCGUACUCAACCUAAGAAGAUCAUUGACGCUUUCCGUUUAUAGCAAUCGAUGUCUAGUGCUUUUCUCUUUUUUUCCUUUACUCCAUUUUGUGAAUAUUUGUAUAUUUUCAAAUUCGUGCUAAAACACGAUUUGGAAUU